AUGGAGAAUGAAAAUUUUCCCAGUGUUGGUGCAUCUCAAUAUCCUGAAUUUUCAACACAAAUAACUCCUGAUGGAAUGGCAGUUGCUAAUGAAGUAACUCAAAAUCUAGAAGAUUCAACUCCUAAGAGUAAGAAAAGUAAGGAACCAACAUGGAACACUCAACAAAAUUUGGUGUUAAUUAGUGCAUGGAUUAAAUAUGGAACAAGCAGUGUUGUCGGAAGAAACCAGAGAGGAAAAACAUAUUGGGGUAAAAUUGCUGAGUAUUGUAAUGAGUGUUGCUCAUUUGAUUCUCCCCGGGAUCUAGUUGCAUGCAGAAACCGUUUUAAUUAUAUGAGCAAAGUAAUAAAUAAAUGGAUUGGUGCUUAUGAAAGCGUUAAGCGUUUGCAAGGAAGCGGAUCAGAAGAUGAUGUUUUGGCAAAAGCGCAAUAA
Molecule: messenger RNA, 429 nt
Organism: Medicago truncatula (barrel medic)
Lineage: Eukaryota; Viridiplantae; Streptophyta; Magnoliopsida; Fabales; Fabaceae
Exons: 1
Coding region: 1-429 (142 amino acids)
Source: RefSeq, a predicted model, not a curated record